UUGUAGUCUCGACCUGAGCGAGCAGGCAUGGCGGCUUCCAUUGCAGGGGGCUGCGGGACCGCAAAGGACCUGGCUCGGAGCUUUCGAGUCGUCGGGGCGCUGCUGCCUGCGCGGGUCUCUGUCUCCAGCCGGGCCCGCGUGGUUCUCGGCCGGCAGCAGAGCACUGGACCUUCCGAGCCCGGCGAGUUUAAGCCGCCGCCGAAACCGGUUAUCGUGGACAAGCGCUUGUCCCAGCGCCGGGAAAGCAGGUUCUUGAGUCCCGAAUUCAUUCCUCCACGGGGAAGAACAAAUCCUCUGAAAUUUCAAAUAGAAAGAAAAGAUAUGUUAGAAAGGAGAAAAGUACUCCACAUUCCAGAGUUCUAUGUUGGAAGCAUUCUCCGUGUUACUUCAGCCGACCCAUAUGCCAGUGGAAAAACUAGUCAGUUUCUGGGGAUUUGCAUUCAAAGAUCAGGGUCAGGACUUGGCGCCACUUUUAUCCUUAGAAAUACUAUAGAAGGACAAGGAGUUGAGAUUUGCUUUGAUCUUUAUAAUCCUCGAAUCCAGGAGAUCCAAGUAGUUAAAUUAGAGAAACGAUUGGAUGAUAACUUGUUAUACUUACGAGAUGCCCUUCCAGAAUACAGCACUUUUGAUGUCAAUAUGAAGCCUGUGGCAGAAGAAUCUAGCCAAGAAGUUCCUGUUAAUCAGCUGAAAGUAAAAAUGAAACCAAAGCCCUGGUCCAAACGCUGGGAACGUCCAAAAUUUAAUAUUAAAGGAAUCAGGUUUGAUCUUUCUUUAACCGAAGAACAAAUGAAAGAAGCUCAGAAGUGGAAUCAGCCAUGGAUUGAGUUUGAUAUGAUGAGGGAAUAUGACACUUCAAAAAUUGAAGCUGUGAUAUGGGAUGAAAUUGAAGCAUCAAAGAAGUCCUGAUUCUGAGGAUGAACUUGGUUACUUGCCGAGGAUGUAUUGACUCUCAGGUUUAUUUAGACACCAAUUUAACUUCAUGUAUAAAGACAGUCAUUAAAUCAGCUAAGCAUUCUUUAUUUUGUUAGAACUUUUCUUAAAAAGUGAAAUUAGGGGCCUCCC
This is a messenger RNA of Talpa occidentalis (Iberian mole), 1062 nucleotides long. It is a transcript of the gene MRPL19, whose product is annotated as mitochondrial ribosomal protein L19. Gene Ontology annotation, biological process: translation. Gene Ontology annotation, cellular component: mitochondrial large ribosomal subunit; ribosome. Gene Ontology annotation, molecular function: structural constituent of ribosome. The record is from RefSeq and is a predicted model, not a curated record. The transcript has 6 exons. Lineage: Eukaryota; Metazoa; Chordata; Mammalia; Eulipotyphla; Talpidae. The coding region runs from base 28 to 906 and encodes 292 amino acids.